AUGAUGGAAGUACUUGGCGCCGCCGUGGUCGUUUUGUUGAAAUGGCCAGUCUUCAUUCCGUUAAUGGCGCUGGCCGCUUAUUUCGUCUUCAAGAACCACAGGAGGACUCAGCAUUCGGUGAGUUAUCAAAAUUAAUUUUUUUAUGUUUUAAAAAUAAGUUUUUUAAAAUUUUAAAAAUAAGAAAACUUUAGGUAACAACUUAUUUUUGGGCAAAAAAAUUUUGAAUUUAAGAUUUGAAACGCAAGUUUAAAUGAAAAUUUUAAAUUUCUUAUUAAAGUUUUAAGAUUUUUUUUAAAACUUGUCAUUUUUAUAGCUUGUAAAGAAAGUUCUUGCCAUUUUUAUUCUGUAACUAAAGUUUUUGCCAUUUUAUAUUCUGUACAAAAAGUUCUUACUAGUUCGAGCCUUGUAAAAAAAAGUUUACGCUUUGGAAAGAAAGUUCUUGCUAUUUUAUAUUUUGUAAAGAAAGUUCUUGCCAUUUUCUAUUGCGUAAAGAAAGUUCUUGUUAGUUUAAACUUUGUAAAGAAAGUUUUUGCUAUUUUAUAUUUUGUAAAGAAAGUUCUUGCCAUUUUAUGUAUUAUAAAGAAAGUUCUUGCCAUUUUAUGCUCUGUAGACAAAGUUCGUGCUAUUUUAUAUUCUGUAAAGAAAGUUUCUAUUGUUUAAAGUCUUGUAAAGAAAGUUUUUGCCAUUUUAUGGUAUGUAAAGAAAGUUCUUGCCAUUUUAUAGCUUGUAAAGAAAGUUCUUGCCAUUUUCUAUUGUAUAAUUUUUUGCCAUUUCACGUUUUGUAAAGAAAGUUAUUGCGAUUUAAUAUUUUUGAAGUAAAAUUUCAAAAAUUUUUAAUUAAAUAAAUUAAAUUUUCAAAUUUUCAGGCCGACAAGUUCUUUAUGGACUUCAAAGUCGGAGGUCAUAGAGGGUCGCCCAAGCUUGAGCCAGAGAACACUAUUCCAUCAUUUGAAUUGGCUAAGAAGGAAGGCGCUGAUCUGAUCGAAUUCGAUGUUUCAUUGACCAAAGACGGUGUGGCAGUACUGCUACACGAUGAUACUCUGGACCGUACCACCAAUGUGACAGGCCUGAUUCGAGAUUACGAACAUUGCGAGCUGAAGAAGGUGAAUUGUGCUGCCAAAUUUAAGGCAGAGAACAAUAAUAAUGGCACUAGUGAGACUCAUAUGCCUACGAUGGAAGAGCUGGUCCAGUGGGCCAAGGGAAACAAUAUGAAAAUGUUGUUUGAUGUUAAGGAUGCUGAUCAAAUCCUGGUUGAUCAGUUGGAAGAUAUCUUUGCUCGGUAAGGGAAAGGAUAGGGUAGGGAAAGGUUGGGUAGAUUAGGAUCAGGUACGGUAGGGAGAGUAAGAGAGACUAAGGCUAGGUAGAGGAGGGCAGGUUCAGUCCGGAAACGUAAGGUCAGGUAUUGUUAGGGAGAGUAAGGAUAGGAAGGGCGAGUAGAAGUAGGGUAGGGUAGGGUAGAGUAGGGUAGGGUAGGGUAGGGUAGGGUAGGGUAGGGUAGGGUAGGGUAGGGUAGGGUAGGGUAGGGUAGGGUAGGGUAGGGUAGGGUAAGGUACGGUACAUUAGGGUAGGGUAAAAUUCAAGAAUUCAACUUUCUGAACUUAAUAACCGUGUUAAUUUUUUAGCUACGACAUUUACCAUCUAGCCAUCGUAUGUUCCUUCUUCCCCACAGUCGUCUACCGACUAAAACGUCAUUCGCCAAAGAUAUUGACCGGUCAAACCUGGCGCCGUUGGUUUUUCUCAUACAAGGAUUUGGACGCCACGGAGCCGAGAUUUGUUGGUCCAAGACUUAUGUUAGCCAUGUUGGUGGAUGUGCUGUAUACCUGGUCGUUGUUAACAUGGUUACCAUCGUUUUUGGGAGUGGAUAUGAUGCUGACUGAGAGGAGGGAUAUCUCAUCGUAAGUUUUUGAAAAUUUUGAAAAAAAAAACUUCAAAGUUUUAAAAAUAAAAAAAAAUUUUUUGAAAUUUGUAAGAAUGGUCAAAAAUGACAUUUUUUGCUCAAAAACGAGUUUUAAGUAUCAAAAAAGUUACGUCGUUUUUUACUAUUUGAAUACGUAUAAAUCGACGACAAGACUUUUUUUGGUUCUAUAAAAUGACUUUUGUUAUCCAAUUUUUUUUAAAAAUAAUAUUUAUCUUAAUCAAAAUUCUCAUUUUAUACCUAAAAACCUAAUUUUAAUACCUAAGUUUGCAGGACCUUUGUAAAACAACAAUGGCUAGCUGGUCGCCGUGUCUGUGCCUGGACUGUCAACGACUUGAGCGAAGCCGUCUGGAUGCGUCGUGUCCUCAACAUACCUAUCCUGACCGACCUUCCAGCAAUGUGCAAGAAUUUACAUUAG
Messenger RNA from Bursaphelenchus okinawaensis, 2333 nucleotides. The record is from the annotation of a GenBank genome assembly. NCBI's taxonomy places the organism in Eukaryota, Metazoa, Nematoda, Chromadorea, Rhabditida, Aphelenchoididae.